Alosa sapidissima (American shad) is the source of this 6158-nucleotide messenger RNA. It is a transcript of the gene ppfia4, whose product is annotated as PTPRF interacting protein alpha 4. Gene Ontology annotation, cellular component: presynaptic active zone. The transcript has 30 exons. Bases 829 to 4560 code for a protein of 1243 amino acids. The record is from RefSeq and is a predicted model, not a curated record. Gene Ontology annotation, biological process: synapse organization. Lineage: Eukaryota; Metazoa; Chordata; Actinopteri; Clupeiformes; Clupeidae. Gene Ontology annotation, molecular function: protein binding.
UAGGCUACUCGCGUGGUGCUGAUGGGGGAGCGCGGCCGACUGAAGACGCUGGCGAAAAUCCUCGGAGAUUUACCUUAACUCCUCAACUCUACGCUGGAUUUGAGGUUUGCGAAAGGCAGGAGAAUAUCUGACGCCUGAUAAAUUUAGACAGUCUUCGCCACCAUUGGCAAAUUAUGCAUAAAUUGUUUAGUAGAUAGCAGUUGCACUGUUGUAGCGGUUAGUGACAGCGGCAGCGGCUGGAAUGAGAGCGUAGUGAGGGAGGAGUAGCUGGCUCGCCGUGGUGAGGGGCAUGGCAGAGGGCUUUGGGGAAGAUGCGACAGACGUGCGUUUGGCCGUUUUGUUAGCGGAAAUGUUAAUUGCAACUGGUGGGUGUUUCAGCCAAGCAGCCCCGAAGAUUUCAUAUCGAUCGGAUUAUUACGCCCUUUCUGCGCGCGUCUGAACAUGUUCUUGUCCCCACGGAUGAUCUGUCAAACCAAUUGCAUUUGAAUCCGUAGUGUAUCUGGACGUAGGGCGGACUGUGUCAGCGGGUGAGAGACACCUAUGGAAUAACCAACGAACAAUGUGAAAAAGCCGCUAAUUAUUUAAAUAUGUAAAAAUAUCCUCGUACGAUUUAAUCACCAGCAAUGAAAGUAGCGUAAGCCUAUGGCUGGAACCGAAUUGCACUGAAGUUUUGAAUCUAACAAGGUACGACGGACUGUUUUCUCCCACCAGAUAACCCAGAGCAGGACGCCGGGUGGCCUUUGAUUUCGAGAGGUUACAGCGUUGACAUUAGGCUAGAGAACCCGCGCCGGUUUCCGCGCACUUGGCUGUCUGAAGAGCCGGAGCAAAAUGAUGUGCGAAGUGAUGCCGACCAUUAACGAAGGGGACUCCAUGAGUUCCCAACGUGGCUCUCAAAACGGCACGGAUGCCGAGGCCAAUUUCGAGCAGCUGAUGGUGAACAUGCUGGACGAGAGAGACAAGCUUCUGGAGUCCCUGCGCGAGACCCAGGAGACGCUGUUCCAGUCCCAGACCAAGCUCCAGGACGCGCUGCACGAGCGGGACCUGCUCCAGCGACAGCUCAACUCCGCGCUCCCGCAGGAAUUUGCCACACUUACCAAGGAGCUGAAUGUGUGUCGAGAACAGCUGUUGGAGAAAGAGGAGGAAAUCUCUGAGCUCAAAGCCGAAAGGAACAAUACUAGGCUGUUGCUGGAGCACCUGGAGUGUUUGGUGUCACGUCACGAGCGCUCGCUGAGGAUGACGGUGGUGAAGAGACAGGCCCCACCCCCGUCUGGCGUCUCCAGUGAGGUGGAGGUCCUCAAGGCCCUCAAAUCCCUCUUUGAACACCACAAGGCCCUGGACGAGAAGGUGAGGGAGAGGUUGAGGGUGGCACUGGAGAGGAUCACAACCCUGGAGGGACAACUGGCUACAGCCAAUCAGGAGCUGAUGGUGGUGAGGCAGCGGAAGGACAGACCAGAUGCUGAGGACAGGAUGAACGGAUCCAAGCCCAUAUGGAAGAGGCUGCCCAACGGCUCCAUAGACGCGCAUGACGAGGGGAGCCGGUGUGUGGAGCUGCAGGAGCUGCUGGAGAAGGCCAAUAAGGAGCUGACGCAGAGCCGUGAGCGAGUGGGCAUGCUCAGUACGCGCGUCACCGACCUGGAGACCGAACUGACCACCGCCCGCAAAGACCUGGUCAAGAGCGAGGAGCAGAGCGCCAAGCACCAGAGGGACAUCCGUGAGGCUAUGGCACAGAGGGAGGACAUGGAGGAGCGCAUCACCACCCUGGAGAAGCGUUACCUGGCCGCCCAGAGGGAGACCACGUCCAUCCACGACCUCAACGACAAGCUGGAGAAUGAGCUGGCCACCAAGGACUCGCUGCACAGACAGAGUGAGGAGAAAGUGCGCCACCUGCAGGAACUGUUGGAGCUUGCGGAGCAGCGGCUGCAGCAGACCAUGAGGAAGGCGGAGACUCUGCCAGAGGUGGAGGCGGAGCUUGCGCAGAGAGUGGCCGCCCUCUCCAAGGCUGAGGAGCGCCAUGGCAACAUUGAGGAGCGCCUGCGACAGCUGGAGUCCCAGUUGGAGGAGAAGAACCAGGAGUUGGGCAGGGCGCGCCAGCGGGAGAAGAUGAACGAGGAGCACAACAAGCGGCUGUCAGACACAGUGGACCGCCUCCUCACCGAGUCUAACGAGCGGCUGCAGCUUCACCUGAAGGAACGCAUGGCUGCGCUGGAGGAUAAAAAUGCCCUCAUACAUGACCUGGAAAGAUGCCAGAAACAGCUGGAGGAGUUUCACCACACUAAGGAGCGGCUGAUCGGAGAGAUAGAGAAGCUUCGGACGGAGAUCGACCACCUGAAGCGCAGAAGUGGAGUCUUUGGAGAUGGAACACACCCUCGGUCCCACAUGGGCAGUGCCACCGACCUGCGCUACUCCAUGGUGGAGGGGCAGGGCGAUCACUACAGCACGGCCGUGAUGCGCCGCACUCAGAAGGGCAGAAUGGUGGCGCUGAGGGACGAGCCAAACAAGAUCCUGCCGGUGGUGGAGAAGGAUUGGGAGCGGUCCCAGCCCUCCAGCCUGCGGGCCAGCCGCACACACCUGAUGGAGAGUGACGCGGAGCUGUCCGACCUGGACGAUGACGACCGCGAGACCAUCUUCAGCUCGGGAGACAUGCUGUCACCAAGCGGUCACUCCGAUGCCCAGACACUGGCCCUCAUGCUGCAAGAGCAGCUGGACGCCAUCAACGAGGAGAUCAGGAUGAUCCAGGUGGAGAAGGAGUCAGCGGAGCUGCGAGCGGACGAGAUCGAGAGCCGGGUCAACAGCGGCAGCAUGGACGGCCUCAACGUCACGCUCAGGCCCCGCCCCUCAAUGCCCACCUCUGUCACCGCCCUCUCAUUGGCCAGCUCCUGCUCGCCGCCCGUCAGCGGACGCUCCACCCCCAAGAUGGCGUCGCGCUCCGCAGCCCAUGAGCUGGGCAUUAUGACCCUGCCUAGUGAUUUAAGGAAACACCGCAGGAAAGUAGCCUCCCCAGUGGAGACUCGUGAGGACAAGCCCACCAUCAAGUGUGAGACGUCACCUCCAUCCUCCCCCCGGAGCAUCCGCCUGGAUCAGAUGAGCUUCUCCCAGCUCACCAGCGGCCUAGAGGAUGGACGCGGGACCCUGAAGAAGAAAGGCAUUAAGUCAUCCAUCGGAAGACUCUUCAGCCGCAAGGAAAAGGGCCGCCUGGAUCAACCCAUGGUGAAGGACGGACAGAUGACCCCUCCUAUCAUUCCAGCCUCCGGAUGGCUGGAGGAGACCGCGGUCAUCAGCAGGCCUUUGGUUCCUUUGGUUCCUGCCCCUAGUUCCAGUCGCAGUGAAGGCCCGUCAAAUACAGAACACUACUACAAUUUCGACAUGGGCAUCGGUGACACCAUGACCCUGAGCAAGCUGGGCACGCAGGCGGAGCGGGACCGGCGCAUGAAGAAGAAGCAUGAGCUGCUGGAGGAUGCAAGGAGGAAAGGGCUGCCCUUCUCCCAGUGGGACGGACCCACAGUAGUAUCCUGGUUGGAGCUGUGGGUUGGCAUGCCGGCGUGGUACGUGGCGGCGUGCCGUGCCAACGUGAAGAGUGGUGCCAUCAUGUCUGCGUUGUCGGACACAGAGAUCCAGAGGGAGAUUGGCAUCAGCAACCCGCUGCACCGACUCAAACUGCGACUCGCCAUCCAGGAAAUGGUCACUUUGACCAGCCCCUCCGCCCCCCUCACAUCACGCACAUCCUCCGGAAAUGUGUGGGUGACUCACGAGGAGAUGGAGACCAUGGCCACGUCCACUAAAGCGGACAACGAGGAGGGCAGCUGGGCACAGACGCUGGCGUACGGCGACAUGAGUCACGAGUGGAUUGGGAAUGAGUGGCUGCCCAGUCUGGGCCUCCCGCAGUACCGCAGCUACUUCAUGGAGUGUCUGGUGGACGCACGCAUGCUCGACCACCUCACCAAGAAGGACCUGCGCACACACCUCAAGAUGGUGGACAGCUUCCAUCGAGCAAGUUUACAGUAUGGCAUCAUGUGUUUGAAGCGACUGAACUAUGAUCGUAAAGAACUGGAGAGGAGACGAGAGGAAUGCCAGCACGACAUCAGAGACACGCUGGUGUGGACGAAUGAGCAGGUGGUCCAGUGGGUCCAGACGAUCGGCCUGAAGGAGUACAGCGGCAACCUGUCGGAGAGUGGAGUACACGGGGCCCUGAUCGCUCUGGACGAGACCUUCGACUACAGCAGCCUGGCCCUCAUCCUGCAGAUCCCCAUGCAGAACACACAGGCCAGACAAGUUAUGGAACGGGAGUUCAACAACAUGCUGGCACUUGGCACCGAUCGUCGGGUAGACGAAAGUGACGAUAAAUCGUUUCGGCGGUCGCCCUCCUGGCGUAAGCGCUUUCGUCCGCGGGACGGGCAGGGCUUGGGCAUGAUGCCAGGCUCCAUGGAAACGCUGCCCGCCGGAUUCCGCCUCACCACCAUGUCUAUGCCACCCUCCAUGGCCGUAGUGCCCAAGAAACAGCUGCAGCCUGAAGUGCAUUCCCACUAUCUGUACGGGCACAUGCUUGCGGCCUUUCGAGAGUAACAUGCCAAAACCAGAGAAAUCUUUUCCAAGGUGACUUGGGAUGGGGUGGGGGCCUCCCCCUCUCCCUCAAUUCACACCUGUGCUUUCUCGGACUCUGUGCAAUAGAAGGCGGGGCAGCGAUGACAUCACGUCGUGUCACACACUGCGCCACACCCGGCUGCCCUGGCCCAUCUGAGGACUCGAGCGAGUGUGUAGCUUGCAUCACUGCAGAAGAGGGGACCCCCUCUUCCUCCUCCUCCUCCUCUUCUUCCUCCUUCUCCUCAUCCUCCUCUCUCCUGCUCCCAUUCCUCUCCCAGUAACCCCAGUUAUGUAGUCGUCGUGGUGAUGAUGUGCGUAUGCUCUCUGUUUUAAACUGGUGUACUUCGCCUAGUAGCCUGUCAGUUAGAGUCUAUUUCCUGGGUGUUUCUAUGGCAACAAGAGUAUAAGGCUUCCCCUCUCCGGUUAUGCAAGGUAUUAAUCAGUGUUUAUCUGUAUAUAAAAUGGAUGACUUAUUAUGUUUUUUUAUAGAAAUAUAUACAUAUAUAUAAAUAUAUAUAUAUAUUGAAAUUGUAUAUGGAAAGAAUACUAUAUACUUAUUGUAUGAAAAUGAGCUAAUCUAAACCCUGUCGGAGUCGUUAAAUCUUUUUGUUUGUUGGCUAGCGGUAAGCUAGACCAGCGUGUGAUGUGUUGGUGGCCCCUAAUACACCUGUGUGAGAACGUUGCAGCGGUCACUUUGACAAAUACUCUUGCUCAGUAAUGAGUUCAUUCCAAUUAACCCUAAUACGGUUAACAAAAAAAGGCCAAGGUCCAUAACACUCUAACACUCACUCUCUCUCUCUAUCUCUCUCUCUCUCUGUCUUUUUUAUCUCCUGUGACUGUGUCAUCCCUGCUCAGCCAAGUCACGAUAAAUAAAGAUCUUCAGAUUAAAAAAGAAUCACGUCAAAUGGAAGUAAUGUAAUGAAACAAGCAAUAGUGAUCUGCAGUGCACACUAUGAAUAUUCACUAAAACGUACAUCAUCAUCUUACUCGUUUCGGCUGGACACCUGACAUCAGGUCUCUGCUCUGGAUCCUGGUUGCUAGAGAAACGGAGUGACAGCAUUCAGUUCCUUUUCAAGAAUCAGGGUGACGCACCAGUAGAAAGCCAUUCAUGUCUGGUUGUAAACCUUUAAGGUCGAGGUCUGUAGAGGCACUUUAACUUCAAGGUGACCUCUGAGCCAGUGUCUAGUAGAGCAUCCAGCUUGCCUGUGUUUUAUAUGGGAGUGCCUCACUCACUACCAUGGUGGAGGGACUGAACAGUCUCAGACUGUGUCUGCAUUAAGCCGGAUAAAUAUAAAUAUACAUAUCUGAAGUGAAAGCCAUCUCUGUCCAUAUUAUCAUUUUUGUAGGUUUGCAUCCACACUAGAACACUGAAACGCCAUAGAAGUGUUUGUUGUCGGUGGUGUCUGGAAGACUGACUUUUAUCUGUCAUGGCAACCGCACAUCAUUUUAUCUGAAAUUGUGUUUGUACACAAUGCAGCGCAAACUUGCAUGUUUUCAUGUGUAUCCACCUCAGAGAUUGUUUUCGAAAAGUAUUGUUUUCUGUCGGAAUAUACCGUUUUAAUGUUGACGGAUGGGCUAAA